Erigeron canadensis is the source of this 1473-nucleotide messenger RNA. Its product is annotated as E3 ubiquitin-protein ligase RFI2. Lineage: Eukaryota; Viridiplantae; Streptophyta; Magnoliopsida; Asterales; Asteraceae. The coding region runs from base 206 to 1270 and encodes 354 amino acids. The record is from RefSeq and is a predicted model, not a curated record. The transcript is spliced from 6 exons. Gene Ontology annotation, molecular function: ubiquitin-protein transferase activity.
AACAAACUAUCACUCACUCGUACAAGAUACAGGCACACAUAUAUAUCUAUCUCUGUAUCUAAAAUCUAUAUCUAUAAUAAAAUCCGGAACACUUUCCGUAAAAUAAUUUCCAAAUUUCACUCUUCUUCUUAUCUGCUCAAAUCUCUCUGCUAAAUCUGUUUCAAUGUAACAUAUUUAAUUAACAACUACAACAACAAAAAUCAUCAUGCUCACUUCAAAAAUCGAUGACGUCAUCAAUGCCGCCGAUAAUUCACCAUCGUCAUCAGUUCCGUGCUCGAUUUGUUUCGAUUUAGUGAUCGAUGACGGUGUUAGGUCCAUCGCGAAGCUUCACUGCGGUCAUAAGUUUCAUCUCGAUUGCAUUGGAUCGGCUUUUAAUACAAAAGGAACAAUGCAAUGUCCUAAUUGUCGCAAGGUUGAGAGUGGCAGGUGGCUGUUUGCAGAUGGUUCAUCACAUGCAAAUUCUGAAACUGGUGCACCUGACUGGCUACCAAAUGAGGUCCCACAUGAUUUGAGCUAUUUCAGAAUGCCAUUUGGGUUUCCCUGGUGCCCGUUUAGUGGAUUUAUGGUUCAGUCAUCAUUCGAGGAAGCCGAGUCUUCAUUAAAUGCAUUUGCUAACUUCCAUGGAGCCCAUGCUAUUAUUACUGAACAUACUGCUGGACCAUCUUUCACUCGUUCCUAUGUUUCACAUUUUAGACCUGGUGAGCAUGUUGGCAAUUCCAAUUUCCACCAUCCGCUGAAUGCCCUUUCUGUCCCUCAUAAUAAUAUUCGUUCAACCAAUAUCCAACACCCAAGUUGGGGCUGGAAUUGUCAUUUUCUUCCUUACGAUGCUGACAGAGAUUACCUUGACCAUGGCAAUCAACCUCCGCAAAAUCUGAGAUCCGCUCACUCUCGGAUGCAAGUCGAUAUUAUACCAAGAUCCCCCUCUUUUCUUCAUCCAUUGCGCUAUACCCAACAUGGGGAGAGUUCAGUAGCUAAUUCUCAAUCUCACGAAAGGAUCCCAGUUCUUCAUACAAGCUAUCAUCAGGAACAACCAGGCGAUGUUAGAUAUAUGCCCCCAUCUACAAAUGGUUUUGGGAGAUUCAGUGGCGCAAGGGGUUUGCCUAUGAUAUUGCUGGCUGUCCCCGGUCAACCCCAUCAUCAUGGUUCCCAUGGUUUCUACAGUCAUGAGGUAGAAAGAGAUGAGCUAUCAUAUGUUCCCAUCCUGCAGGAAUCAUCCAACCAUCGAAUUUCUAGAAGCUCCGAUUAUGGCAACCAGGCUCACUGGUCUUAGCAAGGUAUGAUCCUUCUGUUAAUAGUGUUUCAUAACUUUACAAAGCGAAUCAUUAUAUAAAGAAGAGAGAUUUUGUUUAUAUGGGUUACGACAUUGCCUUUGGCAAUCCCAAAAUCUGGGUAAUGCCUUUUCUUCUAAGAUGACCAUAUAACUUUUCAUAUAUGUACAAUUGAUUUACCAAGCAGAAAGUUGUAAUUUUUGUA